Molecule: messenger RNA, 486 nt
Organism: Dama dama (fallow deer)
Lineage: Eukaryota; Metazoa; Chordata; Mammalia; Artiodactyla; Cervidae
Gene: SHISAL2B
Product: shisa like 2B
Exons: 4
Coding region: 1-486 (161 amino acids)
Source: RefSeq, a predicted model, not a curated record
AUGAGCGAGGCCAGUCGGGUGUGCUCCGGCUACUACAGCCUCAACCAGAGCUUCGUGGAGCCCUUCCGCUGCCCCCGGCGCGGCGAGGGGGCCACCCUCCUCUACUGCUGCGGCUUCGCCGACCUCAAGUACUGCUGCAGCGAGCCGGGCAGCUACUUCCCCUACAAGCACAGCUACAUGUGGAGCCUCAGCAUUGGUGCCCUGAUCGGAUUGGGAAUUGCUGCCCUUGUUUUACUUGCCUUUGUCAUCAGCGUCUGUGUUCUUUGCUACUUAUUUCUGUAUACAAAGCCUCAAAGAUUAGACACUGGCCUUAAACUUCAACACCUAGAGGCUGUUUCCACUCAAGAGGGCGACUCAAAUAGAAAAAGCAAAGUCCCCCGUUCAAAUGCAGCAUCAAAUUCAACAAAUGAAACGUUCUAUGAGGCUGAUGAUAUAAUUCAAGAAAAAACAAUGGAUACGACACAAAUCAACACUGCUUAUUGUUAA